Oldenlandia corymbosa var. corymbosa is the source of this 2038-nucleotide messenger RNA. Lineage: Eukaryota; Viridiplantae; Streptophyta; Magnoliopsida; Gentianales; Rubiaceae. The record is from the annotation of a GenBank genome assembly.
AAAAAAAAAAAAAGAAAAAUUAAACCAUCCUUUUCCUUCCUCAAUUGCCUCAAAAAGCAAUUGAGAGCCCAUCAUCAUUCACUUCAUUUUAGUAGUAAUUUCUUUUUCUCUCCCUUCCAUGAACGGAAGGAGAGAAGUUCCAUAAGGUCCCCUUUUCUUUUCUUUUCUUUCUUCUUCUUCUUCAUUACUUCUCCUCUGCUUUUUUUUACUCUGUUUUUCCAAUGGCGCUACUCACUCCCAUGCCUCCUCAAGAAAAAUCCCGAACCUCAUCCCGAACCAAUACCACCAAUUCAUCAUCAUCAGACAAGACCAAGCAGAAAACACAUCACCCAUCAAAACGCAGGAAAAUCAAACAGCAGCAACAACUUGUUCAGUUACAACAACAACAACAAAAGCAAUCCUCUUCAUCUUCAUCUUCAACUUCAUCAUGGGACCAAUUCAAAAACUUACUCACUUGCAAACAAAUCGAAGGGUCAACCGUCCAUGAUCCCUCUUCUUCAAAGCACAACGGAAGUACUAAUACUACUAGUAAUCAGAAAUCCGGUUCUUGCAGCUCAAUCUGCACUUUCAGGGACGUGGUUCACGGGAACACCCGGGUGGUUCACCGGGCCGAUAAUUCCCCCGAGAGCAGCAGCUUGGGUCAGGAAACCGGCCGGCUCCUGAGUAAGAAAUCGAGUCACGGAAGUAACGGUAACGGUAACGGAUCGUCGUCCCGGUCGUAUUCUUCCAGCUCCGUCAGGUCAAACGGAAGCAACUUGGCGUACAACGCAUCAUGCAGUAGCAGGGGAAUGCAAUUCAGGAAGCUGUCUGGAUGUUAUGAGUGCCACACCAUUGUUGAUCCAAGCAGAUACCCAUUGCCGAGGACAACCAUAUGUGCUUGCUCUGAAUGUGGAGAGGUCUUCCCUAAGAUUGAGAGCCUUGAACAUCAUCAAGCAGUCAGACACGCGGUGGCUGAGCUGGGUCCAGACGACUCAAGCCGUAAUAUAGUGGAAAUCAUUUUCAAAUCAAGCUGGCUCAAGAAGGAUAAUCCAAUCUGCAGCAUCGAACGGAUAUUAAAAGUCCACAACACCCAGCGGACGAUCCAACGGUUCGAGGACUGCAGAGACGCCGUCAAGAUCCGGGCCAACAGCAGCCACAAGAAGGACCCGAGGUGCGCCGCCGACGGGAACGAGCUGCUUAGGUUCCACUCCACCAGCCUCAGCUGCUCACUCGGCGCGCGGGGCUCAUCCAGCUUGUGCGGCUCCGUCCCCGGCUGCGGCGUGUGCACCAUCAUCCGACACGGCUUCCAAGGCAGCCGGUCCACUGGGGUCCGCACCACCGCAAGCAGCGGUCGGGCGCACGACUGCCUUGGAAUCACCGCCGGCGCGUCAUCCCGGAGAGCCAUGCUGGUUUGCCGGGUAAUCGCCGGGAAGGUGAAGCGCUUGGCGGAAGACGCGGCGGCGUCUCCGGAGGAGGAGGAGAAAGACGGGUUGGCCGCCGGGUCAUACGAUUCCGUGGCCGGAUACGCGGGAAUCUACUCGAAUCUCGAGGAGCUUUACGUAUUUAAUCCAAGGGCUAUCCUACCUUGUUUUGUUGUCAUCUACAAGACACUGGAUUCUUAGUUGCGUGCUUUCAAUUUCUCUUCUCUUUUUCUUUUUUUUUUUAUUUAUUUAUAAAGUUUCCCUUCGUUUGAGUAGUAGUUUAGUGAAUUGUAAUACUACUAGUUUGUACGAACUUAUUAUCGUCAUCAGUUUACUGUUAGUUACGAAUUACUCCCCCCGAUCCUAUUUGUUACCAAUUAAUUUGAUUUAAAAUUAUGGGUGACGAAUAGGGUAAGAGGGAGUAUUUGUAAUUAAAGUUAGGAGGAAACCAAGAGAGCAAAGAAAGGGAUCAAAAUAUGCUGGGGGAAAAAGAUUAUAAAUUCAGGAUGCUAAUUUUUAGGUGUGUGCAUCAAAUCAAUCAUUUCUUGUUAUGUAUAUAUAUAUAUGGUGAAGCUGUCUUUUUGGAUCUUCAUGUGUGUCUCUUUUUGUGCUUAUGGUCUUGUUAAAACUACCUUUAC